Molecule: messenger RNA, 586 nt
Organism: Moneuplotes crassus
Lineage: Eukaryota; Ciliophora; Spirotrichea; Euplotida; Euplotidae
Source: the annotation of a GenBank genome assembly
UUAAAAUGGAUCUAGGCAGAGAAAAUGAUGGCCUAAAGCUGCCAGAGCUUGAGAGCCAGAACAAACAUAGCCAGAACUACAGAAAUAAAAGGGCUAAAAUGCCAGCCAUCGAAGUUGAAUCUUUGAAUUCAGAGAAUUCUCCAUUUAAAGCACAACAUAAUGUAGAGUCUAAAAAUAGGAGUUUGAAAUAUUCGAAAUCAGGGCCACUGAACAUAAAGACAUCUGGAACCUUUGCUAGAAUUAGUACUGAGAGGAAGCCUAUGAAUACAUUUAGAGGUAUCAAAAUACCUGCAAAAAGACUCAGAGCAAUAUAAUCUGCAAAAGAACUCCUCGCAGAAGGAAAAUUAAGAUCAAUAAGUUAUAAGUGAAUAUAAGCAUCCGAUGGGAAAAUGGGCACACUUAUAGCCUACUGCAGCCCAAAACCCGGAAUGAAUAAGUAUUUAUCGAAAAUUGUUCGGAACCUUCAUAAAAUAGACAAAGAUGAGUAGUACCUCUUUAGUGGAAUGAUGCCAUAAUUAUAAACAGCACUUCAGAUUAUCCAAUUGUUGGAUGUAAUGGCUCUCAGAGCCAGUGAAAAUAGGAAUAU